This is a messenger RNA of Cucurbita maxima (winter squash), 494 nucleotides long. RefSeq names its product auxin-induced protein 15A-like. The coding region runs from base 18 to 392 and encodes 124 amino acids. Gene Ontology annotation, biological process: response to auxin. Lineage: Eukaryota; Viridiplantae; Streptophyta; Magnoliopsida; Cucurbitales; Cucurbitaceae. The transcript has a single exon. The record is from RefSeq and is a predicted model, not a curated record.
UAUAAAGAUCUUGUUAUAUGGAUUCACAAACAACAAAGUCUUUCCACAUUCCAAUUCUCAAAAGAAAUUUCCUCAUAUUUCUUUUUGGAACAUAUUACAACAUGGGUUUCCGUUUACCAAGAAUUGUUCAUGCCAGACAAAGCCUUCAACGUUCUUCGUCAACAGGAAAUGGAGCAUCUCCGAAGGCUGUCGAUGUUCCAAAAGGGUACUUCACCGUUUAUGUUGGUGAGGUAGAAAAGCAGCGUUUUGUGAUCCCACUAUCUUACUUGAACCAACCUUCAUUUCAAGAUUUGUUGAGUCAAGCAGAAGAAGAAUUCGGAUAUGAUCAUCCAAUGGGUGGCAUCACUAUUCCUUGCAGUGAAGAAACUUUUCUCAGUCUCACGCAGAGUUAAGGGAUUGAUUUACAAAAGUAGAUAGUAGAGGACAAUGAUUAGAAUAGCAUACAAUGUAUACUCUUAACAUUUUUGAAUGAGAACUUGAUUCUUUGAAUUCAA